Messenger RNA from Polistes canadensis, 3795 nucleotides. RefSeq names its product FK506-binding protein 3-like. The coding region runs from base 750 to 1763 and encodes 337 amino acids. The transcript is spliced from 3 exons. NCBI's taxonomy places the organism in Eukaryota, Metazoa, Arthropoda, Insecta, Hymenoptera, Vespidae. The record is from RefSeq and is a predicted model, not a curated record.
AUAUAUAUAUAAAUGUAUGCAUAUUUUAUUUAAAAAAAAAAAAAAAAAACGAGAAAGAUAAACUUUUAGUGUAUAAGUCUAUACGUGUAUCGAGAAAGAGGGAGAGAGAAAAAGAGAGAGAGAAGUUAACACGUUGCGAUACGAAUCGAUCCGAACGUUGAAGUUACCGGAGAAAGAGAGAGAGAGAGAAAGAGUGAGAGAGAGUGAGAGAGAGAGAGAAAGAGAAAAGAACGUAUGUAUUUGUGAAGAGAAGAAGAAAGACACGAUGUGUCUUCGUUCGUGACGCUGACGAAGAAGAAGAAGAAAUUUGCCAGUUAUUCGUUCUUUUCCUUCUAUUCUGUUCUCCAACUUCGUCAUCGUCCUCGUUGUGUCCUCGUAGUUAUCCAUCGAAGUCGUAAUCUUCAUCGUUUUAAACUCUCUUUCGAGUUUGGUCGAGUUUUUUCUUUUUUUUAUAUAUCCCUGUUCCGUUUCCUUUAGAUUUAUUCCUACCAUCGGAGGAACGUUUCGAUUUAUACGAUUCUAAGAGAAAUAAAAUUGAUACGCGAGUCUCGAAUUAAAAGGCACAGGUAGAUCGGUAAUAAAAAGGGAACGAAAAAAAAAGAGAAAGAGAGGGAGAGAAGAGGAGAAGAAAAAAAAGGAGAGAAAAAAAAAGAUAGAGAAAGAGAGAAAAAGAAUAAGAAUAAAUCUACAUACGUUCGUGGGCGGUGAGUGAUUGUGUGAUCGUCGUUGGCCAGUUUCCAUUGGAAGUCAUGCGAGAUACCAGCGAUAUGACGGAGGACGCCCUGUCAGAGGACACCAUGAUGGAUUGCGGAGGGGAUGGCGGUGGUGCUCUAGAAGAUUUCGUUGAAUUGGCAACCAACAUUGCUGAUUCCUCGCGAACCAUACGAGAUGCUGCUGAGAGGUUACUGACGUUACUAGGAGUGGACGACGACAACGAGGAUCUUUUAUCCUCUUCCGAAGACGAGGGUGUCGAAGUGGACGUGGAAGAUGAAGAGGACGACGAUCGACCAGAAAACACAAGGUUACUUCAUCAAUUGGCUGCAUCGUUGGCACAAGAAUUGAAAUAUUCACAACAGAAACACGAUCCAGGAGCUACGAGGAUAUUAGCUCAAGGACGAGGAGGAGGAGGAGGAGGAGGGGGAGGGGGAGGAGGAGUACCAUUCGACGAUAGGGAUCAAACAAUGGAAAUAGUGCAAGAUACUAGUUUCCUCGGACCAAAUCGUUUUCGAAAUCAAAUCGAUUUAAAUAUGUCUAACAGUCAAUUUACUGGUGAAUCCCCUUUUACUGCUCAGGAACAAUUCGUUCCUACUAGAAGAUAUUCCUUGGGUUAUUCAUUUCAAGGCCAUUCAAAUGAACUCAAUGUAUUCGAAUCUAAAGAGAGUUUGAAAAGUUCUAAUCGUCAUCAUUAUCGUCACCACCAUCAUCACCAUCAUCAUCAUCAUCAUCGUCGAUCGAAAAUAAACGAAGAUGAUGAAGAAGAGGAAGAAGAAGAAGAUGAUGACGAUGAUGAAGAUGACGAGGAAGAAGAAGAAGAGGAAGAGGAAGAGGAAGAAGAGGAAAUGGUAAAAAAGAAGAGAUCGAUGAUCCUUCAUCGAGAUCACGUUCCUGGAUCAUGGGGUUCCGGAUGGGAUGCCUGUGCUACGGAAGCUCUGAGAUAUCUCGUGGAAGACGAAGGACUACCGGCACAUCACCCGACCGUCCUGGCGAUGAAAAAUCAUCUUGAAAUUCAAAGAGGACGAGUAUUCGCCCAGUACACAGCAUAAACGAGUUUAACGAGUUGCGAAGAAAUCGUCGUGUCCCGAUUCACAUUUAUUGUACGGGCUGUUGUACAGCCAUAUUGUGAUAAUCGUGCGCGAAUCCGUGAUCGAUGGAUAUAUACCCCCGACGAUAAAAAACCCGCGAGGAGGAGGAAGACGAUUUGUUUUUUUAUUUAUUUUUUUUCUUUUUCUUUUUUUCUUUUUCUUUUUUUUCCCCUCUCAACUUCCUCGUAACAAAUAUCGCGGGGGUAUAUCGUCGCUACUGCAUUUUGUAUCGUGCAUGUAUGCAUGCAUGCAGUUAGUUUUUCAUCGUCAACUCAGAAAUGGAAUACGCUUAUAAAAUCGGCCCUGUCGGAUGGAUGGAUGGAUAUGGAUGGAUAGUUGGAUGGAUGGAAUCAACUUGGACAGGAGCUGCUAAAAAUACGCUUUUGAUAAAACGAAGGUUAGAAGAUGAGUUUUUUGUUUGUUUUUUUUUUUCGUUUCUUAAUCGUUUGGCGUAUUUAAUUAUCAAAUUAUAUAUAUAUCAAGAGAAUAUAAUAAUAUUCAUUUUGCGUUUGUCGCGUUGCGGUUUCUUCUUCGAAUAAUAAGUUGAAGAUGAAGAGCGUUAAAGUUAUGUACGGAUUUGUUUUAUCUAUCUGUCUCUCUUAUUCUCUCUUUUUUUGUUUUGUUUUGUUUUCUUUUUCUCUGGGUUCCUUUUUUUCUCAAUAAGUAUCAUAAUUGAUUAAUGAUGCGUUGUUAAACUAGCGAACCGACAAUCAAUUAUGAAUUGAAUUAUUUACAACAAAUAUAUGAUUCUUCAUCGAUGAUUUUAUAUUAUCUUCGUUAUUCUCAUUAAUCGUUUCAUUUGAAUGCGUUAGUAUUGGUUUAACUUUUUAACGAACGUCAAUACGAAUGUCAAUAUAAUCGAUCCUGUAAAGUUUGAAGAGGAUUCUAUAAGUGACAAAGUUAGAAUACGCUGAUAUCAGAUGAGAGACGUGAGUUAACUCAUCGUAAAGUUCGAUGAGGAAACUUUCGUAUUACGAUAAACUAAGCGAAUCAAAGGUGUGACAUUAGUCGUGGCGAAUCGUAGAUAAACGUCCGCUAGAUUGGAAUUAAUUAAACCUAGAACAAAUUAUUAGGAUUACCUAUAGUCAAAUGAAAACUUUUACACACGAAUAUUACACGUAAUCGAUACAGAAACACACACACACACACCUAUAAACCGAUACUAGAGAUUAGAUUAAUUAAAUCAUCAAAUGAAAAAGAACGAUGAACGUUAAUAUCAAUAUCGUACGAUUAGAUUUUUAAUCAUUUUCGUUUUCAAAUAAUUAUCUAACUUUCUUAUUUUAUUCAUUUAUUUAUUCGCGAUUUGAAUGAGCUCGAGAAAAAUAAAAUACAUAUAUAUAUAGAGAGGGAGAAGUUUUGUUAUUGUAGAAUAUAUUAUUACGUAUGUGUCGAUUUGAAUUUUGCUUUAUCAUCGAUUAACUUACACGUUUUAAUCGUAUGAGUUUUAUUUUUUAACGACGAACGGUAAAUCAUAGAUAGCGUGUUAAUUAUUUCUAUUAAUAAUAAUCACACUUAUCGAUGAAAUUAUUAAUUAGAAACAAUAAUAUACAAUGACGACCAUCGUUUCUCGUAUACGACGAAUCGAAUCCCCCCAUUAUUAGAAAAAAAUAACAAAUCGGAGAUAGAUUCGGUGAAAUGAAAUCAAUGAAAAGAAUUUGCAGAUAUCAUCGCGAAUGAUUUAGGAUCGACGCAUCAUGGCUUUUUUCGAUCGUUUAUCAUUCGCUUCGGUAAAACAAACAAACAAACAAAUUCGAGUUCUUUUUCUACCCUACGAUCGAUCACGUAAAUCACGGGGGAAAAAAAAGGCGUAUGAAAGUUUUUACGAGAUGGAUCAUAGGGGUGGGGAGGGAGGGGGCGGGGGAUGAUCGUAAAAUCGGCAUAUCUGUACAUAUGUAUGAUAUAUCGUUUUAACUUAUACACGACUAUUGUUACUUUUACAAUAAAUCAUUGUAGAUAAACAUUGACCACUAAAAAUAAACGAGAACUAAGUUAA